This is a messenger RNA of Cygnus olor (mute swan), 2689 nucleotides long. RefSeq names its product gasdermin-E-like. Gene Ontology annotation, biological process: programmed cell death. The coding region runs from base 1 to 1059 and encodes 352 amino acids. The record is from RefSeq and is a predicted model, not a curated record. Gene Ontology annotation, cellular component: cytoplasm. Lineage: Eukaryota; Metazoa; Chordata; Aves; Anseriformes; Anatidae. The transcript has 8 exons.
AUGACCGGCAGCCCAGACCCCAGUGCAGCUGCCCUUCAACCCCUGAGGAAGGGAGCAGCAAGUGUGUCCAACGAGGAAGUCCGGCGAAUAAUACUGGAAAGGCUUGAUGAAGGUGGUCUUAACUUGUCAGCUCUGCAGCCCAGCGAGCCGGGGCUCUUCCUCUCCGGUGAGCUCCUGCCUUGCUCCGGGGACUGCCGCUGGUGCCGGACCCUGUCCGCCGCCGUGGUGCUGCCCUCCGGCAGCAGGGAGGAGCAAGAAUUCUGUCUGCUGGAUGAACAACAAGGAGGUUUUGAAAGAGAAAGCACAGAAGGCUCAACUUAUCCCCAUUCAGCACCGUUCAGAGAUGCUUUGUUUCUGUAUCAGCCAGAUGCUGUUGAUAAUGGGGUGUGCUCUGGGGCUAGGAACCUCGUUCCCAGGGAUGCUUCUUUAAGUGUAUUGAAACAAGAUCUAUCAUGGUUGAAGGCUCAGUUCCAGCCCUUUGCGAAGCUCCCAGAAGAAAAGCAAAGAGCUUUAUAUAAAAGCCUGUGUGAACUCCUGCUCCGUGAAGAAAUGCUAACUGCCCUGGCGGAUGUGUUAGAUGAUAUCUGCACAGGAGACAAGCCAGAUCUGAAGGAGCUAAAACCUGCACAACAGCAAGACCUGGUUGACUUCUUGCAGCUCUUAGGGUGCAGUAAUGAGGUAUUGUUGCAGAACUGUCAGCUUCAGGAUGAGGAAUUGGUCUCAGCUGCUCACCUCCUCAUCAGUGCUGUCUCUGAGCUGUCUGAUUACACUCUUGUCCUGCUGCGUGCCUGCUGUGGUCUACAGGUUGUUCCGGCAUUGUGUUGCUUGCCUAAUAUCGCUUCAGCUGACGGCACCUUGGCACUGAGCAGUCCUUUGGUGGCUACUCUGACUGACAGAGGAAGAUUCGAUGUCGUGCAAAGGCUUUUUGCUUCAUCAAGCAUUAAUUUGGAAAUGACAGAGUCUUCUGUAAAAGUUGUCACUGCGAGAGAACCUCGCUUCUUCCCGCUCCUUCUUUAUGUUGCACUGUACGGACUUCAUAGUUUAGGUGGGACUGCAUAGGAGCUUUGCUGAGCAGUCACUGUCCCAGCCUGUUCUUUCUUCUGUAGCUGUGUAAUAGCCCUGAGGCGUGUGAGCUGGAUAACUCAGUCAUGUUACUAGAGGGCUCUUUUCAGAGGAAUGCUCUGAAGUAUUUUCCAUCCUUAGGAAUGAGAUGGCUGCAUCUUUUUCUCACUUGACUGUUCAUUUAGCUCAAAAUAAUACUAAGAAACAUUUAAAAAAAAUGUCUAGAUGGACUACUGCAACUGAGUGCUGAAGGCUGUCAAGCCAUACAGCGCUGCCAUACUGUUUAAUAGCAGUGCUGUCUGCAACCUCAGGAGCUCCCCUAGAGUAUUUUGGGGAGUUUUCAGUGUGUCUUAGUAGUGUGAAGCUGUGCAGUGCUCCAGGUGAAAAAGCACUGAACAAACUGUUCUACUGGUGAUAGCAGACCAGCGAAUGCUUGCAGGUGUUAUCACGGCGUCCCUUCUUCUUGCACAGACAGUUAAAAAAUAGUUAUCCUUGUAUUUAUUUCUCCAUCCAGCUGCACCAGUGCUAAACAGGUAAUAGGAGUAAUGAUCUGGAACCCUCUGUUUCUGGGCAUGACAUGAUUCCGAAUGUAGGCAAACAGAUAGUUACUUAUGCAUAGAUUUUAAUUGGAGCUCAGAAAAUAAGCUGAGUCUGUUCUCUGGUUUAUAGACGCAUGAGAUUCAGAGUUUGAUUUAAGCCAAUUAGAUGUUUCCACUGGUUUCCAGUGAGCUUUGGGACAGGCUGAUAAUGAGAUACGUCAAGAUAAUGGCAAAAUAUUAAACCUAUUAUAAGCAGGUCUACUUCAUAGUUCUCCCUUGUUGCUGAAGUAAAUUUCUGCCAUGCUUUUUAAGUCUUCCUUAGCAUCUGAGCUCAGCAUUUCACUCACCAGAUGUUUUCCUAAAAUGGCAGAAUGUAGAAGAUAGCUGAGCAAAGGCAAUAAAAAUAUGGAGCAAGCAGAAGUUGCAGAGCUGUGAACUUCCCUGUUGACCUGUUGAGUACUCUUCUUGCCUUCAUUAACGUUAACCGUUUGUGUUUUCUGUUAGUUCUUGUUUUUCUAAUGACUUCAGGACUGUUUCAGCGCUUGUCUUCAUGGGUAGCAAUUAGUUUUAUUCUUUUCCUAGUGAUUGUGGAGUCUGACUUCGCAAAAUACAUGGGGAAAUUUGAAGAUUUUGUUCAAGGAAGUAUUGAAACUUCGUUUGGAAAGAUCAGCCUGGGAGCUGGAGGGAGGGGCUAUGUGGAAAGCCAGUCCUCCUUUGGAAACCUGAGGAAGCAGGAGAUUGACUUGCAGCAGCUUAUGAAAGACGUCAAGGACAGGACCUGAAAGAUGCCACUGAAUUGCUCGCGUGCUAGACUUGGAAACAGGCUGAGACGCUGACAUCUGAUGAAGAAGAUAUUCAUAUACACAGUCCCACGGGACUGUUAAGAGGGUGUGGCAGUGACAUAGUCCAGUUUAACGUGUGUGUGUGCCUUCAUGCAAGGAGCUAGUUCUUGGCUCAUGGAAUAGAUGCUCAGAGCUUAUUUAAAGCUUGUGACGCAAAUGGUGUGAUUGAUAGAGAGUGAGUCUGGCUUUUGUUGGGUCACUGAAAGCGAUGAGGAUAGCAGAAUUUUAAUUUUAUUUAUUUUUUUC